Molecule: messenger RNA, 12546 nt
Organism: Scophthalmus maximus (turbot)
Lineage: Eukaryota; Metazoa; Chordata; Actinopteri; Pleuronectiformes; Scophthalmidae
Product: obscurin-like protein 1
Exons: 37
Coding region: 407-11506 (3699 amino acids)
Molecular function (GO): protein binding
Source: RefSeq, a predicted model, not a curated record
AUUUAACGGUAUUCCACGAACAAUGACACUCGCCUGAACAACACUGUGAUUGGGGGACCACUCUGAAGUUGUAAAACGUGAAUCUUGUGCGGAUACUGACGUUCUGUUUUCCCUUCCUCCUGCGGGACAGACGGCUACAAGCAUGAACUGGAGUGGAACUUGGGACCUAUGAGGAGGAUAUGUGUCUGAAUCUGAAGUCAACCCGGGACCUUACUCAGCCUUCAGGAGACGGGUGGCAUUGCUUCUCAACUCGAAGCGAGAUUGCGAGUGCGGAAUGUAUGUUGACGGUCGUUCCUGGCGACUGAAGCGAGAUAUUUGCAGUGCAGAAGUUGGACCAUCAUACUAACUGCAACCACUUACUCUCCUGGACUACUUCAGGUGAAGUCAGGGUAAAAGAGAAACAGAAAUGGAUGUGUUUGGGGGUGCACCACGUUUCUUUGCGUAUCCAAGACCUGUGGUGGUACAAAGUGGGACUGACGCAGUCCUGAAGUGUCAAAUUGGUGGCGAUCCAAGGCCUGCAGUUAUCUGGGAGCGAAACAAUGAAAAGAUUGACCUACAAGGACGAUACAGGGUCUUUGAGGAUGGAAACGUUUACAAUCUCAUCAUUUCAGCUGUGACCAUGGAAGACAGUGGACAGUACAUAUGCAAAGCAAAAAACAGCAUUGGGGAAACUUAUGCAGCGGCCACACUGAAGGUGGAAGGUGAGGCACAAGAGAUGGAGCUACGAGAGGAAAAUAAGCCACGGUUCCUUAUCAAGCCACUCUCCACUCGCGCAGGUCGUGGGGAAGAUGCGGUGUUCUCUUGUAAACUCUGGGGAAAUCCACGACCAGAGGUUGUCUGGGAGAAGGAUGGCAGGAAACUCAAUGAGAUAUUUGAAAGCACGCAUUUCAGUGUGGGCUACCAGGAUGGUGGAUGGUUCCAGCUCAAGAUCUUUAAGACUCGAGCACCAGAUGGUGGUGUAUAUACAUGCAAAGCCAGGAAUGAGUUUGGGGAAUCAUUGGCAGGAGCUGUGUUGCUCGUUGAUGCCGGCCCAGGACAUGAGGAAGAAGGAAAUCGUAAUGGCUACACAAACAGCCACUGGAAAGCCAACCAGGGCAAACAGAAGAGUGGUAGGCAAGUGCCAAACCGUCUCAAAGAUGACUCCAUUACCAAGUCUACCAAAGUAAAAAUGUUUGCAGUGACUGAGGGUAAACAUGCCAAAUUCCGCUGCUUUGUGACUGGUAAACCCAAACCAGAAAUAAUUUGGAGGAAAGAUGGCAGACUGAUACUGUCUGGAAGGCGUUAUUUGUUAUAUGAGGACAGAGAAGGAUACUUCACCCUUAAAGUUCUCUACUGUAAGCAAAAGGAUAAUGGCGUUUAUGUUUGUGCUGCAUCAAAUACUGCAGGGCAAACCCUCAGUGCUGUACACCUCUCCGUAAAAGAGCCGCCUGUGCGGUUCAAGCAGCCUCUCAUUGAUCUAGAGGUAUGGGAACGAGAUUUGGCUGUUCUUGAGUGCGAAGUUCCAGAGGACUCUGUUUCCAUCACAUGGUAUCUAGAAGACAGACGGCUGCAGCCAGGGGCCAAAUAUGGAAUGGAGGAGUGGGGAACAAAAAGACGACUAACUAUCCGUGACAUCGGAGUUGAUGAUGAUGGGAUUUACCUCUGUGAGAUGCCCGAUGGGGGGAGAAGUAUUGCAGAGGUAGCCGUAAAAGGUACAAUCUUGCGAAAACUUCCAAGAAAAGUGGAUGUCUUGGAAGGUGAAAAUGCUGCCUUUUGUGUGGAAGUAGAAAAAGAAGAGAUGGACAUACACUGGUACAAAGAUGGCACAGAGCUGCGUGAAACCCAUCAGACCAUUCUAAAAUCCUUCGGUCGAACUCACAUUCUGGUUUUUGUCAAUACAAUGCCCCAAGAUGCUGGCCUUGUGACUUUCCUGGUAGGCAGAUCCAAGACAUCAUCUCAGCUAAGAGUGAAAGCGGCCAGACAUUGUCCUCCCAGUUGUCCAGUGGGUGUGCAGAUCAACACCGAGCAUGCAAAUGCUGCUCUUCUGUCAUGGGUUCCUGCUCAGGACACACGAAAAAACCCUCCAUCUGGAUAUGUGCUUGAGCGACAAGAAGUAGGCACUGGCUCACAAGAGUGGCUUCAGUGCCUGACCACUGAUUCUGCAACAUCUGUGGAGAUCCUUGGCGAUAGUGUACCAUGUGAGGCUGACUAUCGAUUUCGCAUUUGCAGUGUGAACAAAUAUGGAAAGAGCAACAAUGUUGAGUUCCCCAGAGCUGUUCACUUGGUUCCAGUGACCAGAAUACAAGCUCCGUUACAGGAUGCCUUGGUUCCUGAGGGACAAGAUGCCAUCUUCUCUAUUGAGCUCUCUGCCUCAGUUAUUGGUACAUGGUUUUUAAAUGGUACUCAGCUUCAGGAGGAUGAACGUUUUUCCAUGCGUCGCUCACGAACACACCAAUCACUUCGCAUUCGAGGGGUACGCGAUACAGAUAAUGGAGCUGAGAUUACGUUUAUAGCCUAUGGCAUCCGGGAUUCUGCAGCACUGUACAUUCAAGCUCCUCUUGUCAAGUUUUCACCCAUGUCAGAAAUGGAUCGGAACAAAUUUGUAGAAAUUGGGAACCCCAUUGUUCUCUACUGUGAGCUGUCAGACCCUGCAGCUCCAGUGCACUGGUACAAGAAUGGGGUAGAACUACAAACAAUGGAGGGUCUUCAUAUCCAAUCGGAGGGCACCAUGAGACGAAUUGUCAUCCAGUCAGCAGAGUUGUCACACUCAGGAGUAUAUUGCUGUGAUGCCAUUGAUGCUGUCAUCAGGUUCAAUGUGGAAGUAGAGGCCCCACCUGUGAGGUUCUCAGCAAUUCCAGAUGCUGAGAGGAACAAAACCAUCCAAAAAGGAUGCCCCAUUGUUUUACAAUGUGAGCUCUCAGAUCCGUCUGCCCAGGUGCACUGGUACAAAGAUGCGUCAAACCUUCAUCCUCAAAAUGGAGUAGAUAUUUUAACUGACAACUUGGAAAGAAAACUGAUUGUGGAUUCAGCAGAUUUUUUCCACUCUGGGUUAUACUGCUGCAAGACAAAGGGUGACACCAUCACGUUCAGUGUGGACGUCAAAGCUCCACCUGUGAAGUUCUCAGCAAUUCCUGACGAAAUGAGGACCAAGUCGAUUGAAGCAGGCUGCCCUAUUAUACUCCAGUUGGUGGUGUCAGAUCCUGAGGCCCAUGUUUGCUGGUACAAGGAUGAAAUACAGCUCAUUUCAAACUCUGCAAUAGCAAUCCACUCAGAGGGCAACACAAGGACUUUAGUUGUUCAGUCUGCAGAGCUGUGCCACUCUGGUGUGUACAGAUGCACCACACAGGAUGAUACCGUGGAGUUUCAAGUGGAGAUCAAAGCUCCAACAUUGCCAUUGUCGCCUGCACCAGACGUUGUGGAAUCGCAGUCACUUGAGACAACCUGCCCCACUGAACCAACAUGUGGAACCUUAGACCCUGCUGUUCAGGUGUCAUGGCAGAGGGAUAAAGAACAUGACUCUAAUACAGAGCCUGAUUUUGAAAUGGGAACCAUCAAGAAGACCCUUGUUAUUGAACCAACUCAUCCUGGAACAUAUUAUUGUGCAACAGCAGAUGAUGUUGCCCAAUUGAUAGAAAACCCUCAAGUGCCACCUCCGACAUAUCUGCUUGGUAAUGAUGUUGGUCCUGAAGAUACCAAGUCUGCUGAAGAGUACUGCCCAAUUGUUCAGCAAUUUGAAAUUUCAGAUCCCAUUGCCAAAGCCUGUUGGUACAAAGAUGGAACCCAGAUCUACCCCAAAAGGGAAGCUGACUGUGAAUCACAGAGCAGCAGCCAAGCCUUGCUCCUCCAGUCACAUAACUUGUCUGCUGGUGAGAGGUUUGGCUGUGAAACACCGGGUAAUGCACAGUUAAAUGAGGACAUGAAAGCAGAGCAGUGUCACAUUGGUGAUGAAAUUGGUGAGAUAGCUGACGCAUCUACCCAAUACACUGUGGAUGUCAAAGCUACAUCGCCAAGGCUCUCUUCUGUCCAAGAGAAGAUCAAGUCCACAGAAGAGGCUAAUCCUGUUGAAGUUAUCUGCAUAUCCUCAAAAUGCAAUUCUGGCAUCUUCGGUGGCAAGAGAGGAGAUACUCAGACAAGUGAAGACCAUUCCAGGCCUAUGCCAACUUCUCAGUCAACAUAUGAAUAUACGCCUGACUGGAUUAAAACUGAACAACCAACGGAGCUCUCAGACAGUCAACAAACAAUAAAUAGACAUCCUCCAGUUCACCGUUGCUCUACAAAGUCAAUAAUACAAUCUGACACACACCAUCACACUCGAAAAUCCACAGAAUCACAAGGUGAGGAAAUCAUUUUCUAUAUUCAGCAUGCAGAGGGUCCAUCUGAAGAGUGUGAUGAUUCCCUGCAGACGGAUGUCCAGACCGAUGAAUUCUGCAAUUGUCUUCAAACUGCAGCUGUUGGAGAGUUACAUUGCUCAAUGCAGACCUCAACUGUCCAGUCAGAGCUAGGGAGCCCCGCACAGGAUUCAACUACCCAGUCUGAACACCUUUCCAACAAAUUUCGGAUUUCAACAGUCAAAUCAGAUGAGCUCUGUAACACCUCAGAAUCUGCAGCUCCCCAGUCAGAGGAGCCCUUUACAUCCUUUCAUACUGCAACUGUCCAAUCAGAGAAGCCCUUUAAAUCCUUACAGUGUGCAAUUACCCAAUCAGAAGAGCCGUUUACAUCCUUACAUUCUGAAACUGUCCAAUCAAAGGAUGCAUUUAAAUCCAAACAUACUGCAACUGUCCAAUCAGAAGACCCAUUUACAUCUUUACAUACUGAAACUGCCCAAUCAAAGGAGCCAUUUACAUCCUUACAUACCCCAACUGUCCAAUCAGAGGAGUCAUUAACAUCCUUGCAUACUGCAACUGUCCAAUCAGAGGAUCCAUUUGCAUCCUUACAUACUGAAACUGUCCAAUCAAAGGAUGCAUUUACAUCCAUACAUACUCUAACUGACCAAUCAGAAGACCCAUGUACAUCUUUACAUACUGCAACUGCCCAAUCCAAGGAUCCGUUUACACAUUUACAUGCUGCAACUGUUGAAUCAGAGAACCCCUUUAAAUACUUACAGUGUGUAAAAACCCAAUCAGAGGAGCCCUUUACGCCCUCAUGUACUGCAAUUGUCCAAUCAGAGGAGCCUUUUACUUCCUUAUAUACUGCAACUGUCCAAUCAGAGGACUCUUUUACAUCACUACGUAUUUCAACAAUCCAAUCAGAGAAGCCUUUUAAAUCUUUACAUUCCACAAUUAUCCAAUCAGAGGAGCUCUGCAACUCCAUGCAGAUGCCAGCUGUCAUACCAGAGAAGUUUCUUGAUUGCUUACAAAGUGAAACUGUUCUUUCUGAGGGCCACUGCAACUCCAUAUGGACAGCAACUGACCAGUCAGAGAAGUUAAACGGAGCCCUUCAGACAUUGACUGUCCACUCAGAGAACCUUGGUGACUUCCCUAAUACCACAUCUCCUCAAUCAUCGGACUAUAAACAUGCAGAACAUCUCCAAACAGGGGAGCAAAACAACUUACAACAGUUUGCAUAUGUCAGACUGGAUGACCUCUAUCACACAGGACAAACAGUACCGAACCAUGCAGAGGUGAUGCAUCCGUCCAUGCAGGCCGCAACAGUCCAAGCAGAUUGGCAUCAACCCAUGGAGGUCACAGAGGUCCAAAUAGACAGCACGAUCAACUCUGAGCAGAGAACACCUAACAAGUUUGCAGAGCCCUUCUAUAUCAAGCAAGCCUCUGCGGCCCAAUCAGAAGAGAUCUAUCGAUCAAGGACAUGUGACAGUCCUUGGAUCGACCAUUUCACAGCAAAUAAGGUGGCUGUUGAAGCUCCGCCUGUGACAAUUACAACACUUUGUGAGGCUGAGAGGAACAAGUCCGUUGAAGCUGGUGAACCCAUAAUACUGCGAUGUGAGGUAUCAGAUCCUAAUGCUCAAGUUACUUGGUACAAGAAUGGAAUCAAACUACAUGAAGCAGCUGGACAAGACACGUUGGCAGAGGGUUCCAUAAGAACACUGGCUGUCCAGUCAGCGAUGCAGUCUCAUGCAGGGAUUUACAGCUGCAAGACGAAAGAUGAUGCAGUGCAGUUUCAUGUGGAUGUUAAAGCUCCAGUUCUGAAGUUUUCAGCAUUAUCUGAGGCUGACCAGAAAGAGACAGUCAUGGCGGGCGGCCCUGUUGCUCUACAAUGUGAGCUGCCAGAGCCCACUGGACAAGUCAGUUGGUGCAAGGAUGGAACAGAGCUCCUACCUCAAAGUGGAGUAGACUUCCAGUCAGAGGGGAAUUUAAAGGGUCUAGUAGUCCCAUCAGCAGAGCUGGCUCAAAAUGACGUAUACCGCUCACUACCUGUGAGGUUCUCAGAGCUUCAAGAAACUGACAGGAACAAAACCGUCCAAGAAGGCACCCCCAUUGUCCUCAGCUGUGAGCUCGCUCAUGAUCCUUCUGCUCAUGUGGACUGGUACAAGGAUGGGAUGGAACUCCUGCCGCAAAACAAUGCAGAAAUACAGUCAGAUGGUCUGACAAGGACGCUGCACAUCUAUUCGGCUGAAAUCAUACAUGGUGGCACCUAUGUAUGUUCAACAGCAGAUGACACUGUCACGUUUAAAGUGGACGUAAAAGGCCGAUUGCCACAGAUCAUGCCAAUCCUCCCAUCUGAAAAAUGCAAGAGGAUUGCAGUUGGUUUUCCAAUUAUUCUGCAGUGUGAGGUCUCAGAGCCUGUUGCCCAAGUUUCCUGGUUUAAAGAUGGGGUGGAGCUUUUUUGCAAAACGGGCCUCGAUAUGAAAAGAGACGGCAGCUUCAGAAAGUUAAUGAUUCAUUCUGCUAAGGUCUCCGACUCUGGCCCUUACAGCUGUAGCCUCGCAGACGAUGUUGUGACAUUCCAUGUGGACAUCGAAGCUCCUCCUGUGAGGUUUUCAGCGCUUCCAGAGGUUGCAAGAAACACAUUUGUUGAGGCAGGCUGCCCAAUUAAGAUGCAGUGUGAAGUGUCAGAGACAGCUGCCCAAGUCUAUUGGCACACGGAUGGAGAACAGCUGCUUCCAAAGAGUCAAUAUGAAAUUGAAACAAAAGACAAUCUAAGACCUCUUGCUAUUCAUUCAGCAGAGGUCAGACACUCUGGGCAGUACAGCUGUGAGGCCACAGAUGACCAUAUAGAAUUCAAGGUGGAUGUUGCAGAGGCUGAGAAGAACAAGUCUGCUGAAGCAGGCAGCCUGACCAAACUGCAGUGCGAGAGCUCAAACCCUGCAAACCAGACCUGCUCGCAUGAGGAUGGAAUAAAACUCUUGCCAAAAUCAGGAAUAAACAUUGAUUCAGAGGGCAGUAUGAGGACACUUAAUAUGAAGUCGGCCACAUCUUCAUACUCUGGGGCGUACAGCUGUAAAACUGAUGGUGAUGAUUCAGAUAUCAACGAUUUCUGUGUGGAAGUGAAAGCACUGCCGGUAACAUUUGUGGAUCUUCCUGAAGAGGACCUUUUCAAGAGUGUUGUGGAAAAAGAACAGCUUGUUCUCUCAUGUGAAGUAUCAAGGACUGACGGUGUCGUCCAGUGGUACAAAGAUGGAGCUGAUAUGCAACCAAGCAAUAAUGUUGCAAUGCAAGCAGAGGGCACCAGAAGAAACCUGACUAUACAUUCAGCCCAACUGUCCGACACUGGAACAUACACAUGUCGUGCAGGAGACCACGUUUUAAUCUUCAAGGUUACCAUACGAGAACCGCCGGUGAUGAUAAUCUACCCUAAGGAGGAUGUCCACCUUGACCGCCAUGUUCCCGACGAAAUCAUUCUGAGCUGUGAAUUGUCCCGUGCCAAUGGUGUUGUCAGCUGGUACAAAGAUGGACAAAAGCUGCAAGACAGCGAGAACAUCAAACUCAAGAUCGAAGGCCCUUAUCGACGACUGAAAAUUCUCUCUAGUGGCAUCGACGAUUCUGGAGAAUACGUCUGCGAUACAGCUGACGAUUCAAUAUUCUACCACCUCAGUAUUACAGAAGCUCCAGUACGAAUAGUAUCCCCCAGUCAGUCACAAAUGGAACUUUGCCAGCAAACCUCUGAGCGGAUGGUACUGAGCUGCGAGAUCUCGCGGCCCAAUGCGUUGGUGCGUUGGUAUCGAGAUGGUCUCGAAGUGGAGGAGAGUGACAACCUUAUUCUAGAGGUGGACGGUGUCUACAGAAGACUUAUCAUACCCGAAACUACUGUCAAAGAUUCAGCAGAAUAUGUAUGUGACACGGCAGAUGAUUCCAUGACGUUCUUUGUGAACAUAGCAGAACCUCCUGUCCGCUUCAUACGUCCAAGGAAGAUGGCAAGUAGAGUAGAAAAAGUGGUCGGGGAAACACUGGUUCUAGACUGUGAAGUCUCAAGAUCAAAUGCUGAAAUCACCUGGAGGAAAAAUGGGGAAGAAGUAGAAGACUCCAGAAAUAUCACCAUUCUUGAGGAUGGUGUCAUGCAUCAAUUAACCAUUCACUGUCUGACAGUGAAAGAUGCUGGGCAAUACGUCUGUGAUGCAAAGGACGAUGUGAUGGAUUUCUAUGUAAAUGUGCAAGAGUUGCCUGUAAAAAUUCUUGGAAAAACUGAGGCGAAAACUGAAAAGCAGUUCUUAGUUUCAGAUGACAUUAUUCUUGUGUGCGAACUCUCAAGAUCCAAUGUCUCAGUCAGUUGGUACAAAGACAAUCAGCUAAUUGAUGACACUGAGCGAUACUGUAUUGAGGAGCAAGGUGUUUUCCGAUCACUGGUUGUCCUAAAUGCUGGGCUCCAGGAUGCAGGAGAGUACACUUGUGAUGCAGUGGAUGAUAAGAUGGUCUUCUAUAUCACUGUCAAAGAGCCUCCAGUGCAGAUCAUUGGGAACUCAGGCCACCAGGAGCAGCACAUCCUGGUGGCAGGAGAUGACCUUGUUUUGGAGUGUGAAGUGUCUCGGCCAAAUGCCACCGUUCAGUGGUUAUGGAACGGCGAGAUACUGAAACCAGAUCCUCGUGUCAAAAUCGACAGCUAUGACGUGGUGAGAAAGCUUGUCCUCUCUGGUCUUCAGCCCUCAGACUCUGGAAAAUACAUCUGCGAUGCCAUCGAUGACAGACUGAUAACGAUUGUCGAGGUGCAAGAGCCACCGGCCAAGUUUGUGAAUAAAAAGGAGGGGAAUAACAUCGCAGCCUAUGAAAAUGAGAGUGUUACUCUGUGUGCCGUUGUGAGCGGUGAAAGAGCGAAUGUCCGGUGGCUGAAAGAUGGCCAACUACUGAACGAGGACAACAUUCACAUUUCCAGUGAGGGUAAUACCCACAAGCUCACCAUUAAUCCUCUGCAGCUGUCCGAUUCUGGAGAAUAUGUCUGUGACGUAAACACAGAUGAGAUGUAUUUCAGUAUUUUAGUCAAAGAAAUGAAAGUGAAAUUUAUCAAACCAUUGGAGAAUAUUGCGUGUCUGAAGGGCGGCAGCCUUACACUACGAUGUGAGAUUAACAAACCAAAGGGAGACGUGCAGUGGCUUAAAGACGGCCAGGAGAUCUCCCAAAGCCGCCGGCACACAAUACGGGCACAAGGUCGAGAGCGAACCUUCACCGUCUACCAAAUAGUGGAGGAAGAUGCUGGAGAAUAUGCCUGUGAAUCCACAGAUGACAGGACCUCGUCUACUGUCAGUGUAGAAAGUCCCCGUGUUGUUGAGUUCAUAGCGGAGCUCCGUAACAUCACAAUCCGUGAAGGAGAAGAUGCAGUGUUCAAGUGUGUGGUUUCACCAGAGAACGCUCGGUUGGUGUGGCGCUUGAAUGGCAAACAAGUCGCUCUGAAUGAGCGAACUGUCAUUUCGAGCAAUGGACUGUGCCACAUGCUCUGCAUCCACAACUGCAUGGUUUCAGAUAGCGGCAGAGUAACAGCUGAUGCAGAGGGGUCGGUUUCAGAGGCGGAACUCCAGGUUCAAGAGGAGCAGGUGAUAUUCACCAAGAAAAUGAUGCCAGUUGUUGCUGAGGAAUACAGCGAGGCAGUUCUAGAGGUGGAGGUGAGCCUGGAUUCAGAAGAGGUGCAGUGGAUGAGGCAAGGGGUGCUGAUCCACCCUGACACCAAGUACAUCCUGAAACACAAGGGCCGAAAGCACAUCCUCACCAUACACAAAGUGGGGAUGUGUGACCGGGGCACCUACAGCUGUGAAACCCUCCAUGACCGCACGCAAGCCCAGCUAACGGUGGAACCUCGGAAAAUCACCAUCAAGAGGGGGCUGGGUGACAUUACAACCACAGAGAGAGAAACAGCCUCUUUUGAAGUGGAGCUCUCACAUCCCAAUGUUCCGGGCACUUGGAUGAGAAAUGGGAUCAAGCUUAAGCCGACAAAUCACUUCCGGAUGAGUGCCAAAGGACAAGUUCACAGCCUCACCGUCUCUCAUCUCUCGUUGGAAGACACUGGCUCCUUCACGUUCGGGGUAGAGAAUCUGAAAACAUCUGCGAGGCUUGUUGUGAAAGAGCCCCCAGUGACCAUUUUCAGAAAACUGGAGGACCAGAAAUUCCCUGACGGAGCAGUGAUCUCUAUUGAGUGUGAGCUGUCGAGACACAACGUCGAUGUAAAAUGGAUUAAGAAUGGGGUGGAGGUGAAGCCCAGCAAGGAGUUGCGCAUUUAUGCAAUGGGAAGAAAACGUUUUCUUCAGAUCAUGAAAUGUCACGUCAGCGAUUCUGGGAUGUAUACCUGCGAUGCCUGUGAUGCUACUACAUCCUGCGUCGUGGAGGUCUACGAGCGUGAGCUAUUGAUCGUGCAUGGCCUCGGGGAUGUGGACAUCCAGGAAGACCAGAAUGCCGUGUUUGUUUGUGAGCUCUCAGUGGAGGAUGUGCCAGGAGAAUGGUACAAAAAUGGGGAGAGGAUACAACCCACCAGCACCAUCAAGAUCCGUCAGGAAGGGACCAAACAUUUUCUUCUCAUGUGCAGUGUGCGACCCGAGGACUCCGGAGAGAUCAAGUUUGUCGCCAGACAUGUUGAAUCCAUCUCUUACCUGGAGGUGGAAGAGAUCCCCGUCAACAUUGUAAAACCUCUGCAGGAUAAGACCGUCCUGGAGAAGACCCGGGUGAUCCUGGACUGCUCCGUGUCGAACUCCAGAUGCAGCAUCCGCUGGUACAAAGGCAGCAACGUCAUCCUGCCCUCGGAGCGCUUCGAGAUCAGCAGCGAAGGCUGUUACCGCAAACUGAUCAUCCAGCACGUGGCUCUGGACGAUGAGGGCUUGUACAGCGUCCAGGUCGGGGAGCACACAUGCUCUGCAACACUGACGGUGGAGGCCCAGUGUUUGUCGAUGGUCAGAGAGCUGAGAGACGUGGAGGUCGUGGCCCCCGACGAAGCCAGCUUCGAAUGUGAGGUGUCCGCCCCCGUCGCCAAAGCUCCGGUGUGGAGUCUGCGGGGGGAGCCCCUGCAGGCGGGCUCUCGGGUUCGCCUGGAGAAGAUGGGCACAGUCCACAGGCUGACCCUCAGGCAGACGUCGCCGGACAUGAGUGGAGCGGUGGAGUUCACCUCUGGGAAGGCGAAUAGCAGAGCUCAGCUCCGCGUGCUGAGUGACGCCUGAGUGGCAUCCUCUCUCCGCCAUCGCUUCACUGGCGUGGACUGAUUUCUACAUUGAUGCUUUCAAGUGGUAACAUUGACAUUGCAUAUAUAUUCACACGAAAGUGGUGCAAACAGGGUUUGUAAUGGAUUUUCUUGUCGUUCAGUUAAUUCAAGGAUUGUUUUUUUGUUUUCUCUCAGUAACUUUGCCUUGAAGAAACAAGAUUUCUGUUCAUAUAACAUUUUGUCAUGGUGUGCGAAGAAAUCUCAGAGCAGUUCAUAAUACAAAUUGCAGUUUUGAUUGUAAAUAAUGUGUGGAAGUGUUUUGACUGCAAUAGUAUUUAUGAAGGUUGAAGGCGACUGUGUAUUUGUGCCAAUAGAUGAUCUGAUUCAAAUACUUUAAAGUUCAAAAGGCUGCAGUGCUGGGUAAUAACUCCAAGCAUAUACUUAAAUUCAUGCAAGAACAUUCUAUGUUUUAAUCCACCCAUGAUAUGUGUAGUGUUGGAAACUCUUUGCCAUUUUGGCCCUUUGUAAAACUCUUUGAUACACUUAUUUAACCAGAACAGACUUACAGGCUACAUGUGCUAUUGUUUUGUUUUUUAACGCACUGUAACCUGAUUUACACCCAGUGUGAUUCCACAUAUAUCACAGCAUGUUUUUGUGGGGCUGUUUGUUUUAGAGAGCGAUGACACCAGCAUCAGGUGUCGCCGCUGUAGGAGGCACACAAAGUUCCAAUUGACUUUCCCUCAUCUUCAACAUCAAUUUGAACUUUUAGAAUGGUUCAUCCAAGAAACAGCUCUGUUUAGUUUUUUUUCAUAAUUUGUCCAGUGUAUAGAAAUAAUUUUUUAAUGUUUUGAUGAAAAGUUUUAAUGAAGAAAACUAAAGAACAUCUGUCUUGCAGCAAGUGGCUUGUGAUGUAAAUACAUUGGGCCAAAAAUCAAGUAAUUCAUGUCAGAAAUAGCUCACAGAAAUGACUUGAUCACCUUGAUCAAUAGCCGAGGGCAUGUUCGGUUUGUUUAAAUGCUUAUUGAGUGAUUAUAACAUUUGAAUGAUAGUUGUUUUCAU